CGUGCUUCUUGCGAUUAUUCGUUCCUAUAAGUCGUUCAGGAUGGACCGACGUUGUCUCUUAUUUUUAUAUCUUUAAAGUAUUAAAUAUGGUGGGGACUUCGAGCAAAUUUCAUCUAACGUUUGUGCUAUUAUUUAUUGUACUUAGUGUUGUUUUUUUCGAGUUUUCGUCGGUGAACGCAGAAGACAAUGAGGACUCGCCUGAGCUCAUUUUGCCGGAUGGAAUCUCUGACUCCGAGAACAGUCCCAAGUUUGUGGAGUCAGAUGACCAGAGCUCUGUCCUGAAGAGGCAGUUCAAGACAGCUGAGAUUGCAGAUGCUGUCCUGGGCACCGAUACUCCAAUUGAUCCGUCUGAUAUUGAAUCUUUAUAUCCCAAGAAUGUGAAAGACUUUCAGACUGGCUUCUCGCCUCCGUGUGAUGAGAAAGGUGAUCAUUGCGGUUCCUCGGACCUGAUGACUGGUUCACCAUCUGUGGAGGAGGAAGAGGAGCCUCAGCAGGUCACUCUUGAAAUGGUCCAUUCAAAUAUUACACCAUCUGAAGAGCACAACGUCACUGAAGCUGCUAAGACGUACAAAGUGAACUGUGAUAAGAGGAACAUGACAGGACUGCAGACUUUCACUGUGCAGGUCCUCAAUGCUUCACAGGACCUGAUGGAGUUCCUUAAUGCUAACAGCACAGAGUGUUCUGUGGUGCUGUUCUACACAGCCUGGUGCCAGUUCUCCGCCAACUUGGCUCCUCAUUUCAACGCUCUUCCUCGAGUUUUUCCUGGUAUUCAUUUCCUGGCUUUAGAUGCGUCACAGCACAGCAGCCUCUCCACAAGGUUUGGAACGGUAGCGGUUCCUAACAUCCUGUUAUUUCAAGGCGCCAAACCCAUGGCUCGCUUUAACCACACAGACAGAACGCUGGAGACGCUGACGUCGUUCAUCACCAACCAGACAGGGUUUGAAGCAAGUCCUGACAGAAACGUGACAGAAGAGGACCUGGAAGGCCCCCUACACAGCGUCCCUGUGAGGAGCAUCGACUGGCUGCUGGUCUUCUCCAUCCUCUUCAUCACUGGAUUCUCCGUUUAUGCCAUCCUGCGAGCAGACAGCAUCCGCUGGCUUAUACCUGGACAAGAGCACGAGCACCAGGAGUGAAGACGGGAUGAAAAAAAACAUGGUUUUAUUGAGAUUUGUAAUUUAAUUGAAAUUAAAUAAUUUGUUUCAAAAUAAAAGGUUGAGAAGUUGUAAUUUAAAUGAAAUAUUAGUAGAU
Messenger RNA from Oryzias melastigma (Indian medaka), 1248 nucleotides. RefSeq names its product thioredoxin domain containing 15 (gene txndc15). Gene Ontology annotation, cellular component: cilium. Gene Ontology annotation, biological process: cilium assembly. The coding region runs from base 87 to 1133 and encodes 348 amino acids. The transcript has 6 exons. The record is from RefSeq and is a predicted model, not a curated record. NCBI's taxonomy places the organism in Eukaryota, Metazoa, Chordata, Actinopteri, Beloniformes, Adrianichthyidae.